AUGAGGAAGAAGGGAAGAAAGGGGGGACGGAUUGAGCCAGACUUCAGUGGACCGUACACCAUUGAGGCAAUUAAUGGCAAACUUGCCACACUGGCCAAUUUGAAAGGUGUCACUUUAAACUCCAAAUACAGUUUAGAUCACCUCAAGCCUUAUAAACAAAGAAGGCCAAAAUCAGACUACUCUACCAACAAAAGCCCACAGAAGGAGGUGGCACCCGAAACGAGGCCUGUCAGGCCUUCGGUUAUAGUUUAUGCACCUCCAUGCCAGCAUCCACAAGAUGCAGGCAUUGACAUGAAAAAAGCCAGCAUAGAAGAGCGAGCAAAAGUUACGAGAGGUAUACAGCCAACGGAUGAAAUAAGCACAGGUAAAUUAAACAUCAAGUCAAUGCCCCUGAUGCAUAAAUUAAAUCAACAUAAAGCUCCAGCAAUUCUAUCACGCCGCAACGGACACAAAAUAACUAAUCACGGGGAUGAUGAUAAAAGCUCAUCAGAGGCGUACAAACGCUACCAUACACAGAGCUAA
Molecule: messenger RNA, 522 nt
Organism: Knipowitschia caucasica
Lineage: Eukaryota; Metazoa; Chordata; Actinopteri; Gobiiformes; Gobiidae
Source: the annotation of a GenBank genome assembly